AUGACUUUUCUCACUCUUUCAGUCCCAGGUGCUGGCGGUGGUCGCAGCAGCCCUGAUCCCUCUCUUCCAACUCAGUUGUCUCUUAUAGACUGUCCCAACCUUACACCGGAGAUACCCGACAAUCAAGAAGACGUCAUGUCUACCACCAACGAAUCCUCUUCCGAACCAGAUGCAAUUCCCCCAAUCCAGUUCCAAGCCCUUCGUGCUCGACAAUACCUCAGAAAGCACUACACUCUCGGCAAGGACUCAAAUUAUGGCCAAAACUUUUACCGCAACUGGGAAACAGUCAAGCAUUGCUUCAGCUUUCUCAUCAUACUGGCGAACUUGUACAAGGAAGACGAAUAUGAAGAAGAUUGGCCCCUGGAGUGGAAUGAUGAUUGUGCCUUGACUUUCUUCCUCGCCGGGACUGCUGCAUCCUGGACACUUGAACUUUCGAAUGCAGAAAGGGAAGAGGUUAAAAGACUAUCUCACGCUAUGGCUGACCUGAUCACUGUUGAUUGGAGCGAUACGGAAGCUUUGGAGGUGUGUCAGGAUGAAGUUGCAGAUAUCCUUGCGAGUAUUACUCCUGUUGAGGAGGCGGACAUACCAGAUGAUUACUGA
Molecule: messenger RNA, 600 nt
Organism: Fusarium subglutinans
Lineage: Eukaryota; Fungi; Ascomycota; Sordariomycetes; Hypocreales; Nectriaceae
Exons: 1
Coding region: 1-600 (199 amino acids)
Source: RefSeq, a predicted model, not a curated record